CGACGCGAUUAUAAGGGCAGGGAGCGGUCGCUGCCGUGCCAUUUUGUUUCUUUUUGCGAUGGUGACUGCGGCGGAAUCGUGGGGUUUGUUACACGGAUCGCUACAGUUGUUGUAGAGCGCGUCUUGAGCGGUUCCCCGAAUCACUCCCGAUUUCGGGAUUUUUUUUUUGUUUUUUUGCCGAAAGCACCAACAGUGGUAGAAUAUCAUCCCGGGCAUAUUCAUCAAUUCUACGUGAAGGAAAAUGAGUGAGUGAGUAGAAGUAGCAGAGGUGUUCGGGGCAAUGGCGCAGGAUCGAGAGCAGAAGAUCAAGAUUGGCGUCUGUGUCAUGGAAAAGAAGGCAACCUCUUCUCCGAUGCGCCGGAUUCUGGAAAGGCUAGAGGCUUUUGGUGAAUUUGAGAUUAUAAUCUUCGGUGACAAGGUUAUUGUAGAGGAUCCUAUAGAGAGCUGGCCAAUUUGUGACUGCUUGAUUGCCUUCUACUCCUCUGGUUAUCCAUUACAAAAGGUCAAGGCUUAUGUGGCAUUACGGAAGCCCUUUCUGGUCAAUGAAUUGGAACCACAACACCUAUUGCAUGACCGGACGAAGGUUUAUGAGCGUCUUGAAAUGUAUGGAAUCCCGAUUCCAAAUUAUGCUCUCGUAAAUAGAGAAUAUCCAUAUCAAGAGCUAGACUAUUUUGUUGAGCAUGAAGAUUUUGUUGAGAUUUUUGGAAAGCGCUUCCAGAAGCCAUUUGUUGAGAAACCUAUUGAUGGGGAUAAUCACAGUAUAAUGAUAUACUAUCCUAGCUCCGCUGGUGGCGGAAUGAAAGAGUUAUUUCGAAAGGUGGGAAAUCGGUCCAGUGAAUUUCAUCCAGAGGUUAGGAGAGUGAGGCGUGAGAGCUCUUACAUUUAUGAGGAAUUUAUGCCUACUGGUGGAACAGAUGUCAAGGUAUACACUGUUGGUCCAGAUUAUGCACAUGCUGAAGCACGGAAGUCUCCUGUUGUUGAUGGUGUUGUUAUGAGAAAUCCUGAUGGAAAAGAAGUACGGUAUCCUGUUUUGCUGACUCCUGAUGAGAAACAAAUGGCAAGGGAUGUUUGUAAUGCUUUUCAGCAAGCAGUUUGUGGCUUUGAUCUCUUAAGAUUCAAGGGAAGAUCUUAUGUGUGUGAUGUCAAUGGUUGGAGUUUUGUGAAGAACUCCCACAAGUACUAUGACGAUGCAGCAUGUUUGUUAAGGAAAAUAAUUCUUGAUGCUAAGGCUCCUCAUCUUUCAUCUACUAUUCCUCCCAACCUUCCAUGGAAAGUUAAUGAACCGGUCCAGCCUUCUGACGGACUAACACGCCAAGGAAGUGGAAUUAUUGGCACAUUUGGGCAGUCUGAGGAGCUCCGCUGUGUUAUAGCUAUUAUUCGCCAUGGUGAUCGGACUCCAAAACAAAAGGUUAAGUUAAAAGUUACAGAAGAAAAGCUAUUGAAUUUGAUGCUGAAGUACAAUGGUGGAAACACAAAAGCUGAGACAAAACUUAAAAGUGCUGUUCAGUUACAAGAUCUGUUAGAUGCCACCCGUCUCCUUGUUCCACGUGCAAGUUCCGGACGUGAGAGUGAUAGUGAUGCUGAAGAUAUGGAGCAUGCUGACAAACUUCACCAAGUCAAGGCAGUGCUUGAGGAGGGUGGACAUUUUUCAGGUAUCUACAGAAAAGCACAACUAAAACCACUGAAGUGGGUUAAAGCUUCAAAACCUGAUGGUGGUGGUGAAUUUGAGCAUCCGGUUGAGGCUCUAAUGGUUCUGAAGUAUGGCGGUGUUUUAACACAUGCUGGAAGAAAGCAGGCAGAAGAACUUGGAAGAUACUUCCGGAACAAUAUGUAUCCAGGUGAAGGUACUGGCUUGCUUCGGCUUCAUAGUACUUACCGACAUGAUCUAAAAAUUUACAGUUCGGAUGAGGGACGUGUUCAGAUGUCUGCUGCAGCAUUUGCCAAAGGCCUUCUUGAUUUGGAGGGACAACUGACUCCAAUUUUGGUUUCACUUGUUAGUAAAGAAUCUUCUAUGUUGGAUGGACUAGAAGAUGCUCGUCCUGAGAUGAAAGUGGCAAAGGCUAGAUUGCAUGAUAUCAUAAUUUCAGAAGGAAAAUCAGUCACUAGAAAUGGGUCACCUUGGAUGGUUGAUGGAGCUGGUCUACCUGCCAAUGCAUCUCAACUUCUUCCUCUUUUGGUUCAACUAACAAAGAAGAUAACUUCUCAAGUGAAGCUACUAGCUGAAAAUGAGGAUGAGAAGCUUGCAACCAGCAAAUACACAGUACUGCCUCCCUAUGACCAAGCGAAGGCCCUGGGGAAAACGACCAUUGAUGCUGCUCGUAUAGCUGCUGGGUUGCCUUGUGGUAGUGAAGGUUUCCUUUUAAUGCAUGCACGUUGGAAGAAGCUCGAGAGGGACCUGUAUAAUGAAAGAAAAGACCGAUAUGAUGUCACGCAAAUUCCAGAUAUCUAUGACUCCUGCAAAUAUGACCUCGUACAUAAUGCGCAUCUUAAUCUGGAAGGUUUACCCGAGCUUUUCAAAGUUGCUCAGUUGUUAGCUGAUGGUGUUAUUCCUAAUGAGUAUGGGAUAAAUCCAAAGCAGAAACUGAAAAUUGGGUCUAAGAUUGCUCGUCGUUUGUUGGGCAAGAUUUUAAUUGACCUGCGUAAUACUCGAGAAGAAGCAAUAAGUGUUGGUGAACCAAACUACAAUCAGGAGGAGACAGACUUAUUUAGACCUCUGAAUAAGAAUGAGCACACAAGAAGAUCAAAUUCCACCUGUGACAACUCACCAAAAAAAAAUGAAGAUGAUGAUGAUGAUAGAGAGACCAAAUACCGCUUGGAUCCGAAAUAUGCUAAUGUGAAAACACCUGAACGACAUGUCCGCACAAGGCUUUAUUUCACAUCGGAAUCUCAUAUUCACUCUCUAAUGAAUGUUCUUCGCUUUUGUAACCUGGAUGAGUCCAUACAAGGAGAGGAUAGCCUUGUAUGCAGUAGUGCAUUGGAGCGGCUAUUUAAGACUAGAGAACUUGAUUAUACGAGUCACAUUGUUCUACGGAUGUUCGAAAACAUAGAGGUAUCUUUAGAAGACCCAAAGAGGUUCCGGAUAGAAAUGACCUUCAGUCAUGGUGCAGAUUUAAGCCCUCUACAGGAUCAUGACAAUGAAGCUGCUUGUUUGCUUCAAGAGCACACAUUACCCAUCAUGGGACCAGAGAGGUUGCAGGAAGCAGGGUCUUACUUGACAUUAGACAAGUUUGAAAAGAUGAUCCGUCCGUUUGCCAUGCCGGCUGAGGACUUUCCACCACCGGCAGUUCAUCAAGCCUUCUCUGGUUACUUCUCCAGGAGUGGUGGAGUGCUAGAACGUCUAGCUAGCCUAUGGCCAUUCCAUAGGAGCAGCGGCAACUCUUUGAAGUAAUCAGAAUGUUUCUUUUCAACCCUUCUUUUGUUUGAUUCUGUUUGGAAACAUGGUAUAUAUGCCUUCCCAUACAAAGAUAAGCACUAUGGAGAUCAGUUUCAUGUGCCCAAUUUUUUUAAUGGAUCAUAUUUUUGAUUGGAUUUUUCGUAAA
Molecule: messenger RNA, 3539 nt
Organism: Musa acuminata subsp. malaccensis (wild Malaysian banana)
Lineage: Eukaryota; Viridiplantae; Streptophyta; Magnoliopsida; Zingiberales; Musaceae
Product: inositol hexakisphosphate and diphosphoinositol-pentakisphosphate kinase VIP2-like
Biological process (GO): inositol metabolic process; inositol phosphate biosynthetic process
Molecular function (GO): metal ion binding; diphosphoinositol pentakisphosphate kinase activity; 5-diphosphoinositol pentakisphosphate 1-kinase activity
Source: RefSeq, a predicted model, not a curated record